Sesamum indicum (sesame) is the source of this 1452-nucleotide messenger RNA. NCBI's taxonomy places the organism in Eukaryota, Viridiplantae, Streptophyta, Magnoliopsida, Lamiales, Pedaliaceae. The record is from RefSeq and is a predicted model, not a curated record.
CAUUAAUCCACAAAUAAAUAAACAUAAAAAAAAAAGAGGCCUACCGGCAGUAAAAUACCAACCAAAUCAUUCCCCAAUGUGAAAAAAAAGGCAUGCUAAGGAAACAAAAAUGGACGAAAAACAACAGUGAAAUGUCGAUGAAAAUCCAGGGACUUUUUCUCUUACAUGUCCCCUUUAUCAAUCAAGAUGCCCCAUUUCUCGGGUCUUCUCAUGGAACACAAGCCCUCAAAGCAUCAGCAGCAACUGCAGAUAUCUCAAGGCCAUGUUCCACACCCAGACAUGGCCCUAAACAAACCACAACAGCUAGACGACAAUAAAAAGAGGCAGUUGGCACCCAAGAGGAGAUCGAACAAAGACAGGCACAAGAAGGUCGACGGCAGAGGCAGAAGAAUCAGAAUUCCAGCUCUUUGUGCAGCAAGGAUUUUUCAGUUGACAAGAGAACUAGGACACAGAACCGAUGGUGAAACAAUUCAGUGGCUUUUGCAGCAGGCCGAGCCUUCAAUCAUUGCUGCCACAGGCACCGGUACGAUUCCGGCAUCGGCUGUAAUAGCUGCUGAGGCCUCCGUUUCUGGACAGGGGGACUCAGUUACCUGUGGUUUGUAUUCAAGAUUGAUUGGUGAAGAUGUUCUCGGCAGAUCAAUGGGGAUUUGGCCCUGUUUGAAUGGUUUUGGAUCAGGGAUUCUGCAGAAUCCCAGUGAUUUGGGCUCAAAUCAGACAGGGAAUCGUGUGGGUAAAAUCGGGUUCCAGGGGUUUGAGUUUCCAGGUUCAGGGAGCUUUGGGCAGCAUGGUCCAGGCCUGGAACUUGGCCUUUCUCAGGAGGGGCAAGUUGGAGGGAUGAAUCUUGAAGCAUUAAGCCAGUUUUAUCAGCAGAUGAGGCAGCAGAAUGGAGAGUGUAGUGGUUUGAGUAGUCAUCAGGAGCAGAAUCAUGGCGAGGAAAAUUCUCAGGGAUCAAGAGAGUAGCGAUGUGAAAAUUUCAGGGAAGAGUUUGUCUGUUUUGGAUUCCGUGUUUGAUGGAUUGAUACAACCUAGGACUGUAAGAAAUUGAAGGGUGUUUAAGGUUUGAUUUUAUUGCUAAUACAACAGAAAAAAGUGAUGGAGUUGAGCAAAAUUUCAAUCUUUAAUCUGCACAUAUGGAGGCUUCAAGUGACUACAAGAGUUGCUUGUGUUCUACUUCGCAGCGUCCCCCUCUCCACCUUUGGGGACAUUCGUGCAGCCUAAUUCGGUAUAAACUAUUAGAUCAUAUGUUACGAUAUGAGUAUCUUUUAAUAAAAAAAAAUUAUUUUGAUCUGUGAUUUAUGUCGACAAUCCCCAAUUUUGAGGUGUGUUGCCAACUUUUAGGACAUAUUAUUAGCUUGUAUUUUAGUACAAGAAAGCGAAGUUUGUAGUAGUGGGCUUGUAUGCUUGGAAAAGUUUCUUGAAAUAGAAAACUUGCAUUUCAUUUCAUGAAUGGGG